Dermacentor silvarum is the source of this 1302-nucleotide messenger RNA. RefSeq lists its product as uncharacterized. The record is from RefSeq and is a predicted model, not a curated record. The transcript is spliced from 4 exons. The coding region runs from base 1 to 405 and encodes 134 amino acids. Lineage: Eukaryota; Metazoa; Arthropoda; Arachnida; Ixodida; Ixodidae.
AUGGACCAAUGUCUGGUCACUAUUUUGCUCAGUGUCCGAAAGCUGCGGGCCAAGAAUGGAAGCAGCGAUGUGCCGGGACCCAGUCACUCCACUGCGGAGGAGACGGACAGUGCCGAAGACGAGGAGGACGACUACUUGGAAGAGGAGACAGACGACGGGAGCAGUGAAAACACAGCCGAGGCUCUGUGUCCGCCAGUCUAUCAGGGCGUUCGGAGUGCUCCUUACGGCCACCCCCCAACAUUUCCACCUGCCAUCCAACACCUACCCCAGUUUCCAGCAAACUUCAUGGCCAGUGCAGCAGCAAACAUCAUGGCCAGUUCAGCGGCGAACAUCAUGGCCAGCUCAGCAGCAAACAUCAUGGCCAGUUCAGCAGCAGCGAAGCCAGACGACGACUAUGAUUCUUGAGGACUUUACAGAACUGCAAUAUACACACACACACACACACACAUAAAAAAAAAAAAGAGCGGAUGUGAUAUGCAACCAACCUCAUUCACAAGGCUUGAGAUGACUGAAGUGCUUCGUGUGGCUUUCGACGCUCGAGUCACCAGCUGAUAAGAUUGACUAGAAUGAUAAGUGGAGUGAUGAAGUACAUGUUCGCAUUUUUCACAGUGGGGUGUGGAGCAACCUACUUGUUCAUUACCUAGAAAUCGAGGUCUGGGUGUUUGUGCUUUCAUUGCCAAUCCAAGGAUGGAGACAAAAAGCAAGCCAAGCCAAGGCACACAGAAAACUGGAACAGCUUGCGAGGGAGCAUCCAAUGCUUUUGGCGUAUAAUUUGCGCCAAUUUGUGAAAAUCCUGUCAGAAGCUCAGAGUGACACGAAUGAAGCUUAGAGUGACACCAGUGCGACCCUGGUGCAGCACUAGAGUGGUCACUUGCUUAGCAGCAAGGCAAAUACAAGUGCUUGGCGACAAAGCCUGGAUUGUUCAUAAGCAUCAGCAUUUCACCAGCCCUGUCUUACAAAUGGGACUCUGCGCCGAAACUGUGCGAAGCCUUCAGAUGCACCUACAGAGCAUGCCAUACGCUCCGCAUAAAGCAUACCCUCACUGUACCCGGCCCCCAUUUUCCCUAUCUCCCUUUCACAUCGCCCUUCCAAGAGUGUUCAUUCAUUUGUGUCACCCACGUCAUCGUUGUCACGUCGUGAUGUCCCAGAAGAUGCACGUCUGCGUCUGCCACUGAAGCAUCCCUCGAGGUUGUGUUGUACAUAGGCGGCCCUUUCCUUCCACGUUGUCCGUCAAGGUGUGACGUAGUAACUUAAGUUGAACAUAAAAUGUUUGCUAAUAAAAUUGAUUUUUUUAUACUUGUG